AUGGAAAAUUCAUCUGUUCAAUUGAAUGAUUUACCUGAUGAAAUUCUUAUGAUGAUUUUUAAAAAAUUACAUAAUAUUACACUACUUUAUUCUUUAUCAGAUGUUAAUAUACGUUUAAAUAAAAUAGUACAUGACUCUAUUUUUACCAAUCGUUUGACUUUGGCAAAUUUUGUACCAAGUCGUUUAAUUUUGCAAAUAUAUUCUCCAAUAUAUUUUGCUUAUCCAUUAUCUGAUUUAGUACUUGAUCGUUUUUGUUCACAUAUCUUAUCUAAAAUUCAUCAAAAAGUCAAAUGGCUUGAUCUUGAAUCAUCAUCGAUGGAACGUAUUCUUCUUUCUACAAGUUAUCCUAAUUUAGUUGGAAUUGCUUUGUAUAAUAUUCACUUAGAAAAUGCUGUACAUCUAUUUUCUGAUGAACGUCUUUUCACUUCUACCUACAAAAAACAAAUUUCAUCACUUGUUAUCGAUAUUAAAGCAAGUGGAGAAGAAAAUCCAGCACGAGAUGAAAAUAUAGUUUUAUUUACUCAUAUAUUUAAUAUAUUUACUAAUUUACAAACAUUAAAUAUUGGUCCAUCUUCAAUUUGGUAUCAAUAUUUAUGCUUUGAUAGAUCACCUCCAACUGUUAUUUCUUCGACUCUGUUAGAACUAUAUGUUUGUUUGGUUAAUUUUAGCGAUUGCCUUUAUUUACUUGAUGGACGUUUCAAUCAGCUUCAUACAUUUCAUGCUAAUAUUGACUUCAUUACUUCUUCGCGUUUGAUAAUCAAUAAUAAGGAAAAACUUCCUAAUCUAAAAUCGUUUAAACUGCAUUGUUAUAUCGAUACAAGUUUUUAUGAUGAAUUAAUUUUACCACUUUUACAUCGAAUGUCGAAUUUAGAAAAACUUGAUUUGGUUCUUAUAGUUUGGACAAAGAAAACACUUAUUGAUGGUAAUAAUUUGAAGUUAAAUAUUAUAAAUUAUAUGCCAUUGUUAAACAAAUUUACAUUUAAUAUUCAUUCAAAAACACGUUUUUAUACUAAAUUUAAUUUACCAUCUAAUGAAUAUAUUCAAGAAACAUUCAAAGAUUUUAAAAAUAAACAAAUUAUUUCUUCUAUUGAUUAUUUCAAAGAAAAAGAAUAUAGUCAAUGUCAUAUUUAUUCAUAUCCAUAUCAAUUGAUAUAUUACAAUAAUAUAACAAAUAAUUUUCCAGGUGGAAUAUU
This is a messenger RNA of Rotaria sordida, 1193 nucleotides long. Lineage: Eukaryota; Metazoa; Rotifera; Eurotatoria; Philodinida; Philodinidae. The record is from the annotation of a GenBank genome assembly.